Molecule: messenger RNA, 12167 nt
Organism: Fundulus heteroclitus (mummichog)
Lineage: Eukaryota; Metazoa; Chordata; Actinopteri; Cyprinodontiformes; Fundulidae
Exons: 3
Source: RefSeq, a predicted model, not a curated record
AACCAUCAGAGGUAUUAUUAGAGCAGACCAGCAUACUACUGACAGAUGACCUGCUACCUGACUUUGGUGGGGUUUAUUAAAUCAAGACGAAAAAACUCAGAAUCACGAGAAAAGAACAUGAAGAUAAUGGAAAACUGACUGCAGUUAGAUGGACAAAAUUUUGUAGAGAACCUAAAACUGACAAUAUGGAGGAGCAAAAGCAAUUAAUGCGUCAGGUAGCUGAAGAUGCUGAACAACGUGGUAAAGAUACAAAAAGAGAGAGAAACCAAAUCAAAUGUUUGAAGAAAAAAAUGAGGCCUGACAUCCGGAGAGUAACUUUUGAGCCAGAUGAAAUCAGAGAAAUGUUACAUGUGAUUAGAGAAGAUACAAAACAUUGCCCGAAACACUUUAUUGAAGAAAAGACACAAAUAAAAUGGAUGAGUUUUCAGGCUGAGAAAAGGAGAAAAAUGCUUGACCAGAAGCUGGAGAAAAUUUUUAAAGAAAGUAAUCAGUUAGAAAUUAUGAAGAUAAAAAUGGACCAGCAUAGACAAGAGACUGAGAAAAAAUGGAAGGAGGUCAUGAAUUUAAUUAUAACAACAGAAAAAGCAAAAGUUUACAUAGAAAAAUCUGCUGAAGAAGUUAGAAACACCAAUGAGGAAAUGCUGAAAACCCAAAGGAUAAUCAGAAAAAGCAACGAAGAAGUAAAAGCCUACAUGGAUCAGCUGGCUCACAUAAAGAACCAGAUCAACAGACGGAUAUUGACACAGCUUCCAAUCACUUCACAACUUCAGAAAGAAAAGCAUGGAGUCGCCCUGAAAGAAGUAAGAUCAGAAAUUCUCCUUGACAAAGCAAAUCAAGCAGAAGAAGGGACAAAAAUCCAUGGCAGAAUCUUAUUUCCCAUUAAUCAGACAGAAUCGCUUAAAAAAGAAUUACCUGUGGUAACAAAGCAGAUAUAUAAACUACAAGAGCAAGAGAAAGUCUUAAAGGUGCAAAUAAAAGCAAAUAUCCAAAGAUUGCAGGAUAAAAGUCAAGAGAUGAAAAGUGUCCUCAUAGAAAUAGAUAAAAUACAAUGUCAGAAGUCAGACACUGAAAUCAUAGUCAGGGAAAUGGGAACUAUACAACAUUAUAAACAGCUGCAAGAAAUACAACAGAGGGAUAAUUUGAUUGAGGGUACACAUGUUUUAUUGAAUAAAAUAAUGCAGUCUGACCUUGAAGAUCAGUCAAAACCUACUUUCGGAGAAAAAGAACCUAAUGGGAAUGCAAAAGAGACAAAUGUAUGUUCUGAGGAAAAAUAUCUUCAACAGGCAGAUUUAGAAAGACUAAGGACAGAGCUGUUUCAAACACAAAACAUCAAGAAAAUUAUAAAACCAGAAAUUGGGUACCAAUAUCAAGAAAAUAUUUUGACCAAAGACCUUGAAAAUUAUGAUAAAGAAAUCAAAGGACUAAAGCAGGACAUGGACCAAUUUCAGAAUCUUUUAGAAUUAGCAAAGCCUGAAUUUCAACAGAAGAAGAAAAAUCUCAAUGAACAUACAUGCGUUCAUAAAACUGCAAUGAACAAAAAGAGAAAAGAACUAGAUCUUAGAUUGGACAAAGUCUUAAAAGAAAAAGAUGAAUUAGAAAUCCUAAAAGUACAAAUCCAAAAAAAAUCUGAAAGGACUCAGCAGCAGUUGGAAAUUGUACUAAAAUGUCAAAAUGACAUAGAAAAAAUAGCUGGUAAAGUCAGGGAGAAAGACAAAGUAAUAAACUGUAAUAUGAAGGAGACGGCUGUAAAAGCAAGAGUGCUUGAGGACCUGAUCAGGAAGAUUGAAAGCUCGAAACAACACUGGGAAAAAAUCUACAUAUUGACUUCUCAGCAAAAGAAUGAGAUUGAAAAAUUAAAGACUGAUCUGGGAUAUAAAAAGGUAAUAGAAUCUCCUUUUGAAAGUAAAAAUAAAGAGAUGAAGAAAUCUGACCAAUUAGAAAGUUUAGAAAGAGAGCAAUUCUUCAAAAAUAAAAAAGCUACUCAUGCAGAGGAGAUAUCCAAAGGAAUAUUCAUACUCACACCGCAUCUAGAAGAACAGAUGGAAAUAAUAAAACUGACAAUAAAUGAAUUUCGUGAUACAAAGAGUGAUAGAGAAGAGCUAAACCUACAACUAAGUGAGAAAAUAAAACAAGAGAUAUUAUUAAAAGUAACCAAGAUAUUGGCACGAGAGACUAGUGCCGAGGGACAGAUUGAAAAAGGGUCACAAAUGAAAGCUGAAGAUAAGACAAAUAUCUUAAGGGAGAAAAAUGAAAGACAAAAACACUAUGAAUGUCAGGACAGAAUAAAGAAUAGAGAAAUACAAGAAAUGGAUGUGCUGAAUUCAGAGCUGGAAACCAAAAAAAAAGAAAACAAGGCCAUUCUAAAACAAAUUGUAAGGAAAGGAGAAAAGAAUGAAAGAAUGUUGAAUGAAAUAAAUGAAGCAAAGAUGUUACUCAAGAGGGAGGUACAGAGGAGGAGAAGAGAACUGGACCAAAGACUGGAGAGCAUCAGAAGAGAGAAGGAUGCGUUAGAGAUUCUGAGAUUAAAAUUGAAACUACCAAAGGAAGUUCUUUUUCAUGAGUACCAGAGUACCAGAGACGACAAAAGUGUUGUCUGUGUUUCAAAUGAAAAUAAACAACAAAAUUUUGAAAAAAGUAGCUGGAGAAACCCGAAGGCUGAAAGUGAAAGGAAACAAAGGGUUUCAACAGUUAGUGAAAGCAUCAAUAAUGUUCAAAACCUAGCACAAAAUGUCUAUGUUCAUUUAAAAACAAUCAAAAAGGACGUUUUUCAAUUUUUUAAAUAUGAAAAUAUUGAUGUAAAGAAAGAAACAGAUGAAAUCAAUGCUUUCAAAGCUGAAAGUAUAAGAAUAAAACACAAGAUAAGCAGGAUAAAAUCUUGGAUUAAAAUGGAAGAAAAUACCAUACAAACUAAUGGAAAUGUGGAUAAGACUAGGAACCAUGGCAAUAAAAUACCAAAGCAUGAACUUGGAGCGAUAUCAAUGAAUAUCAAACAAGAGCAAAGAAAUGGGAGGGCCUUCAUAAAUGAAAUGACGAUUGUGGAAACAAAACAACGAGAACCUAAGAAAAGAAAAAAUGAUAAAGAAUUAUUUCAUGACGAAAAGGUGAAGAAAACAACUGUUGGACUUAUGAGAAAAGUAAUCUCCAAAAAUAAAAAAGAUGAGACUGAGUCCCAAUCCCAAAAAAAUAAAUCACUGUUAAGCAAAAAUAUGCAAUUACAACACGAAAGAGAAAAACUGAAAGACCUAAAAGAGAUAAUGGGAAACAAAGAAACACAAAUGUUAAAACAAGAAUCAAAAUGCAUUGCAGAGAGAAGGGACAAGGGGGAAAUUGAAGAAAUAGAGUUAAAACAGAAGGUAGAAGUUGCCAACAGCUACUUGGCUGAGGGAGAAAAAAUGAAGGUUUUAAUGAAGAAUGCUAUCACCAUGAAGGAACAGGUUCAAGUUUCCAUCAGCGGCAUCCAGAAGGACAAAGACCAAAUGAUUUCAAUGAAGAAGGACAUUGAAAAAGACAGAGAAAAACUGUCAUAUGAGAAGGAGCGCCUGAAAAGAGAACGGUCAAAGUUCAAAAUGAGACAAGAUAAACUCUUGAAUAAAUUAAAGUCAACAGCUAACCUUAGACUAACACUUCAAGGAGUUAAAGAUGCAGUCUGGGAGCACACCAAAGAGAAAAUUGGAAGACUAAAUAAGACUCAUGCAGAUGCACAGUUGUUGUGUAUUUCCCUGGAGAACAAGCUUUCAACUGUUGGAGAGAAGAUGAACAGAAUAACUCCUUACAAAGAGUUAUUUGAAAGAGAAAAGAUCAAUCUAAGAUCCAUCAUUUCUUCCAUGAGUAAUCAGAGAGAAAUGAUGGAAUAUCAGUGGAAGAAAAUGGUUGACUUGGACAAAGAAGAUCUAAACAGAGUAAAGGCAGAGCUGAAAUUGGACAGACAGAAUCUGGAAGGAGUGGCUGGCAAAAUAGACAAAGAUAAAGUGGGCUUAGAAUUGAUGAUGUCUGAUAUCCAGAAAGAGCGUGCAAUAUUACAAAAAGAACAACGUGAUAUUAAAGAAGAGAGAGAGCAGAUGAAAAUCACAAAGACUCAACUAGACCUGAAGGAUGAUGAGUCCAAGAGUUGCUGGGCUGAGAUCCACAAAGAGAAAGCCAAACUUAAAGAUUUGUCCGUUUCAGUCCAAAGAAAACAGCAAAGACUUCAAGACAUCAUGAACACGCUUGCCCUAAAACAACAAGACACACAAAGGAGAGGUCAAAUGUUCCACACACAAACCCAGACACUACAAUCUAAAAGGAUCCAAUUACAGAAAGAAAAGGAAGAGAUUGAAGUUUUGAUGAGCACUGCAAACAAGAUGAAAGAGUGGCUUAAAACUGCCAUGGCCAGUGUCCAUAAGGAAAAAGAACCAGCUGAUUAUUCGAGGAUGGAAAGGAGAGAAGAAAAACACAUGCUUUCAACCCAGGACAUAGAACUUAAAAGAGAAAGGUAUGAGCUGAAAACAAGAGAUGACAUUGCCUUGGAGAAACGUCAAGAAACAGAACGUCAUAAAGUUCAAAUUCAACACCUGAAAGAAAAACUAAAUGAAUACAUGACAAUCAAAAGGGACCAGCUAAAACUAAGCACUGAAGGUGUUGAGAGACUCCAUGUUGUCUUGGGACAAAUGCUUCGUAGCCUUAAUGAACAGAAAGAAAAUGUGGCUGGUUAUAAAGAAGUAUUUGAGAGAGAAAAGGAAACUCUUAAUGCGCUCCUUUAUGAUACACAAAAACAAAGAGUACAACUGGAGAAUCAGUGGAACCAACUGAUCAACAUGGAACAAUGGAACGCAAUUACUCUUCAAGCAGAACAGCAGAAGGAAAAACUUGUUCUGGACAUGCGAAAACAAAAGAUGGUCAGAGAUGAAGUGGACUUAGAGCUGAUUGGGCACAACAUCCAGAAACAAAGGCAAAUAUUACAACAAGACAAACAACAGAUUCAAGAACAAAGGGAAGAGUUGGAACGCACAAUAGUGCAACUAUUCAAGAAGGUGGAAGAAGCAAACAAUCUGUUUGAUGUAAUCAACAAAGACAAAUCCAAAAUGAAAGAGCUUAACCUUUGUCUGAAAACCCGAGGAGAUAAACUUAAGGUUCUCAUGAACAUGAUUGCUUUAAAACCACAAAGACUACAAAGUGAAAGUCCAGAAUUCCACACACAAACACAAAAUCUAGAGCUCUGCAGGAAGAGAAUACAGGAGACACAAGAAGAGCUGGAGGAUUUGAUGAAGAACGCUAUCACCAUGAAGGAACAGGUUCAAGUUUCCAUCAGCGGCAUCCAGAAGGACAAAGACCAAAUGAUUUCAUUGAAGAAGGACAUUGAAAAAGACAGAGAAAAACUGUCAUAUGAGAAGGAGCGCCUGAAAAGAGAACGGUCAAAGUUCAAAAUGAGACAAGAUAAACUCUUGAAUAAAUUGAAGUCAACAGCUAACCUUAGACUAACACUUCAAGGAGUUAAAGAUGAAGUCUGGGAGCACACCAAAGAGAAAAUUGGAAGACUAAAUAAGACUCAUGAAGACACACAGUUGUUGUCUAUUUCCCUGGAGAACAAGCUUUCAACUGUUGGUGAGAAGAUGAACAGAAUAACUCCUUACAAAGAGUUAUUUGAAAGAGAAAAGAUCAAUCUAAGAUCCAUCAUUUCUUCCAUGAGUAAUCAGAGAGAAAUGAUGGAAUAUCAGUGGAAGAAAAUGGUUGACUUGGACAAAGAAGAUCUAAACAGAGUGAAGGCAGAGCUGAAAUUGGACAGACAGAAUCUGGAAGGAGUGGCUGGCAAAAUAGACAAAGAUAAAGUGGGCUUAGAAUUGAUGAUGUCUGAUAUCCAGAAACAGCAUGCAAUAUUACAAAAAGAACAACGUGAUAUUAAAGAAGAGAGAGAGCAGAUGAAAAUCACAAAGACUCAACUAGACCUGAAGGAUGAUGAGUCCAAGAGUUGCUGGGCUGAGAUCCACAAAGAGAAAGCCAAACUUAAAGAUUUGUCCGUUUCAGUCCAAAGAAAACAGCAAAGACUUCAAGACAUCAUGAACACGCUUGCCCUAAAACAACAAGACACACAAAGGAGAGGUCAAAUGUUCCACACACAAACCCAGACACUACAAUCUAAAAGGAUCCAAGUACAGAAAGAAAAGGAAGAGAUUGAAGUUUUGAUGAGCACUGCAAACAAGAUGAAAGAGUGGCUUAAAGCUGCCAUGGCCAGUGUCCAUAAGGAAAAAGAACCAGCUGAUUAUUCGAGGAUGGAAAGGAGAGAAGAAAAACACAUGCUUUCAACCCAGGACAUAGAACUUGAAAGAGAAAGGUAUGAGCUGAAAACAAGAGAUGACAUUGCCUUGGAGAAACGUCAAGAAACAGAACGUCAUAAAGUUCAAAUUCAACACCUGAAAGAAAAACUAAAUGAAUACAUGACAAUCAAAAGGGACCAGCUAAAACUAAGCACUGAAGGUGUUGAGAGACUCCAUGUUGUCUUGGGACAAAUGCUUCGUAGCCUUAAUGAACAGAAAGAAAAUGUGGCUGGUUAUAAAGAAGUAUUUGAGAGAGAAAAGGAAACUCUUAAUGCGCUCCUUUAUGAUACACAAAAACAAAGAGUACAACUGGACAAUCAAUGGAACCAACUGAUCAACAUGGAACAAUGGAACGCAAUUACUCUUGAAGCAGAACAGCAGAAGGAAAAACUUGUUCUGGACAUGCGAAAACAAAAGAUGGUCAGAGAUGAAGUGGACUUAGAGCUGAUUGGGCACGACAUCCAGAAACAAAGGCAAAUAUUACAACAAGACAAACAACAGAUUCAAGAACAAAGGGAAGAGUUGGAACGCACAAUAGUGGAACUAUUCAAGAAGGUGGAAGACGCAAACAAUCUGUUUGAUGUAAUCAACAAAGACAAAUCCAAAAUGAAAGAGCUUAACCUUUGUCUGAAAACCCGAGGAGAUAAACUUAAGGUUCUCAUGAACAUGAUUGCUUUAAAACCACAAAGACUACAAAGUGAAAGUCCAGAAUUCCACACACAAACACAAAAUCUAGAGCUCUGCAGGAAGAGAAUACAGGAGACGCAAGAAGAGCUGGAGGAUUUGAUGAAGAACGCUAUCACCAUGAAGGAACAGGUUCAAGUUUCCAUCAGCGCCAUCCAGAAGGACAAAGACCAAAUGAUUUCAAUGAAGAAGGACAUUGAAAAAGACAGAGAAAAACUGUCAUAUGAGAAGGAGCGCCUGAAAAGAGAACGGUCAAAGUUCAAAAUGAGACAAGAUAAACUCUUGAAUAAAUUGAAGUCAACAGCUAACCUUAGACUAACACUUCAAGGAGUUAAAGAUGAAGUCUGGGAGCACACCAAAGAGAAAAUUGGAAGACUAAAUAAGACUCAUGAAGACACACAGUUGUUGUGUAUUUCCCUGGAGAACAAGCUUUCAACUGUUGGUGAGAAGAUGAACAGAAUAACUCCUUACAAAGAGUUAUUUGAAAGAGAAAAGAUCAAUCUAAGAUCCAUCAUUUCUUCCAUGAGUAAUCAGAGAGAAAUGAUGGAAUAUCAGUGGAAGAAAAUGGUUGACUUGGACAAAGAAGAUCUAAACAAAGUGAAGGCAGAGCUGAAAUUGGACAGACAGAAUCUGGAAGGAGUGGCUGGCAAAAUAGACAAAGAUAAAGUGGGCUUAGAAUUGAUGAUGUCUGAUAUCCAGAAAGAGCGUGCAAUAUUACAAAAAGAACAACAUGAUAUUAAAGAAGAGAGACAGCAGAUGAAAAUCACAAAGACUCAACUAGACCUGAAGGAUGAUGAGUCCAAGAGUUGCUGGGCUGAGAUCCACAAAGAGAAAGCCAAACUUAAAGAUUUGUCCGUUUCAGUCCAAAGAAAACAGCAAAGACUUCAAGACAUCAUGAACACGCUUGCCCUAAAACAACAAGACACACAAAGGAGAGGUCAAAUGUUCCACACACAAACCCAGACACUACAAUCUAAAAGGAUCCAAGUACAGAAAGAAAAGGAAGAGAUUGAAGUUUUGAUGAGCACUGCAAACAAGAUGAAAGAGUGGCUUAAAGCUGCCAUGGCCAGUGUCCAUAAGGAAAAAGAACCAGCUGAUUAUUCGAGGGUGGAAAGGAGAGAAGAAAAACACAUGCUUUCAACCCAGGACAUAGAACUUGAAAGAGAAAGGUAUGAGCUGAAAACAAGAGAAGAUGACAUUGCCUUGGAGAAACGUCAAGAAACAGAACGUCAUAAAGUUCAAAUUCAACACCUGAAAGAAAAACUAAAUGAAUACAUGACAAUCAAAAGGGACCAGCUAAAACUAAGCACUGAAGGUGUUGAGAGACUCCAUGUUGUCUUGGGACAAAUGCUUCGUAGCCUUAAUGAACAGAAAGAAAAUAUGGCUGGUUAUAAAGAAGUAUUUGAGAGAGAAAAGGAAACUCUUAAUGCGCUCCUUUAUGAUACACAAAAACAAAGAGUACAACUGGACAAUCAAUGGAACCAAAUGAUCAACUUGGAACAAUGGAACGCAAUUACUCUUCAAGCAGAACAGCAGCAGGAAAAACUUGUUCUGGACAUGCGAAAACAAAAGAUGGUCAGAGAUGAAGUGGACUUAGAGCUGAUUGGGCACGACAUCCAGAAACAAAGGCAAAUAUUACAACAAGACAAACAACAGAUUCAAGAACAAAGGGAAGAGUUGGAACGCACAAUAGUGGAACUAUUCAAGAAGGUGGAAGAAGCAAACAAUCUGUUUGAUGUAAUCAACAAAGACAAAUCCAAAAUGAAAGAGCUUAACCUUUGUCUGAAAACCCGAGGAGAUAAACUUAAGGUUCUCAUGAACAUGAUUGCUUUAAAACCACAAAGACUACAAAGUGAAAGUCCAGAAUUCCACACACAAACACAAAAUCUAGAGCUCUGCAGGAAGAGAAUACAGGAGACGCAAGAAGAGCUGGAGGAUUUGAUGAAGAACGCUAUCACCAUGAAGGAACAGGUUCAAGUUUCCAUCAGCGGCAUCCAGAAGGACAAAGACCAAAUGAUUUCAAUGAAGAAGGACAUUGAAAAAGACAGAGAAAAACUGUCAUAUGAGAAGGAGCGCCUGAAAAGAGAACGGUCAAAGUUCAAAAUGAGACAAGAUAAACUCUUGAAUAAAUUGAAGUCAACAGCUAACCUUAGACUAACACUUCAAGGAGUUAAAGAUGAAGUCUGGGAGCACACCAAAGAGAAAAUUGGAAGACUAAAUAAGACUCAUGAAGACACACAGUUGUUGUCUAUUUCCCUGGAGAACAAGCUUUCAACUGUUGGUGAGAAGAUGAACAGAAUAACUCCUUACAAAGAGUUAUUUGAAAGAGAAAAGAUCAAUCUAAGAUCCAUCAUUUCUUCCAUGAGUAAUCAGAGAGAAAUGAUGGAAUAUCAGUGGAAGAAAAUGGUUGACUUGGACAAAGAAGAUCUAAACAGAGUGAAGGCAGAGCUGAAAUUGGACAGACAGAAUCUGGAAGGAGUGGCUGGCAAAAUAGACAAAGAUAAAGUGGGCUUAGAAUUGAUGAUGUCUGAUAUCCAGAAACAGCAUGCAAUAUUACAAAAAGAACAACGUGAUAUUAAAGAAGAGAGAGAGCAGAUGAAAAUCACAAAGACUCAACUAGACCUGAAGGAUGAUGAGUCCAAGAGUUGCUGGGCUGAGAUCCACAAAGAGAAAGCCAAACUUAAAGAUUUGUCCGUUUCAGUCCAAAGAAAACAGCAAAGACUUCAAGACAUCAUGAACACGCUUGCCCUAAAACAACAAGACACACAAAGGAGAGGUCAAAUGUUCCACACACAAACCCAGACACUACAAUCUAAAAGGAUCCAAGUACAGAAAGAAAAGGAAGAGAUUGAAGUUUUGAUGAGCACUGCAAACAAGAUGAAAGAGUGGCUUAAAGCUGCCAUGGCCAGUGUCCAUAAGGAAAAAGAACCAGUUGAUUAUUCGAGGAUGGAAAGGAGAGAAGAAAAACACAUGCUUUCAACCCAGGACAUAGAACUUGAAAGAGAAAGGUAUGAGCUGAAAACAAGAGAAGAUGACAUUGCCUUGGAGAAACGUCGAGAAACAGAACGUCAUAAAGUUCAAAUUCAACACCUGAAAGAAAAACUAAAUGAAUACAUGACAAUCAAAAGGGACCAGCUAAAACUAAGCACUGAAGGUGUUGAGAGACUCCAUGUUGUCUUGGGACAAAUGCUUCGUAGCCUUAAUGAACAGAAAGAAAAUAUGGCUGGUUAUAAAGAAGUAUUUGAGAGAGAAAAGGAAACUCUUAAUGCGCUCCUUUAUGAUACACAAAAACAAAGAGUACAACUGGACAAUCAAUGGAACCAAAUGAUCAACUUGGAACAAUGGAACGCAAUUACUCUUCAAGCAGAACAGCAGCAGGAAAAACUUUUUCUGGACAUGCGAAAACAAAAGAUGGUCAGAGAUGAAGUGGACUUAGAGCUGAUUGGGCACGACAUCCAGAAACAAAGGCAAAUAUUACAACAAGACAAACAACAGAUUCAAGAACAAAGGGAAGAGUUGGAACGCACAAUAGUGCAACUAUUCAAGAAGGUGGAAGAAGCAAACAAUCUGUUUGAUGUAAUCAACAAAGACAAAUCCAAAAUGAAAGAGCUUAACCUUUGUCUGAAAACCCGAGGAGAUAAACUUAAGGUUCUCAUGAACAUGAUUGCUUUAAAACCACAAAGACUACAAAGUGAAAGUCCAGAAUUCCACACACAAACACAAAAUCUAGAGCUCUGCAGGAAGAGAAUACAGGAGACGCAAGAAGAGCUGGAGGAUUUGAUGAAGAACGCUAUCACCAUGAAGGAACAGGUUCAAGUUUCCAUCAGCGGCAUCCAGAAGGACAAAGACCAAAUGAUUUCAAUGAAGAAGGACAUUGAAAAAGACAGAGAAAAACUGUCAUAUGAGAAGGAGCGCCUGAAAAGAGAACGGUCAAAGUUCAAAAUGAGACAAGAUAAACUCUUGAAUAAAUUGAAGUCAACAGCUAACCUUAGACUAACACUUCAAGGAGUUAAAGAUGCAGUCUGGGAGCACACCAAAGAGAAAAUUGGAAGACUAAAUAAGACUCAUGAAGACACACAGUUGUUGUCUAUUUCCCUGGAGAACAAGCUUUCAACUGUUGGUGAGAAGAUGAACAGAAUAACUCCUUACAAAGAGUUAUUUGAAAGAGAAAAGAUCAAUCUAAGAUCCAUCAUUUCUUCCAUGAGUAAUCAGAGAGAAAUGAUGGAAUAUCAGUGGAAGAAAAUGGUUGACUUGGACAAAGAAGAUCUAAACAGAGUGAAGGCAGAGCUGAAAUUGGACAGACAGAAUCUGGAAGGAGUGGCUGGCAAAAUAGACAAAGAUAAAGUGGGCUUAGAAUUGAUGAUGUCUGAUAUCCAGAAACAGCGUGCAAUAUUACAAAAAGAACAACGUGAUAUUAAAGAAGAGAGAGAGCAGAUGAAAAUCACAAAGACUCAACUAGACCUGAAGGAUGAUGAGUCCAAGAGUUGCUGGGCUGAGAUCCACAAAGAGAAAGCCAAACUUAAAGAUUUGUCUGUUUCAGUCCAAAGAAAACAGCAAAGACUUCAAGACAUCAUGAACACGCUUGCCCUAAAACAACAAGACACACAAAGGAGAGGUCAAAUGUUCCACACACAAACCCAGACACUACAAUCUAAAAGGAUCCAAGUACAGAAAGAAAAGGAAGAGAUUGAAGUUUUGAUGAGCACUGCAAACAAGAUGAAAGAGUGGCUUAAAGCUGCCAUGGCCAGUGUCCAUAAGGAAAAAGAACCAGCUGAUUAUUCGAGGAUGGAAAGGAGAGAAGAAAAACACAUGCUUUCAACCCAGGACAUAGAACUUGAAAGAGAAAGGUAUGAGCUGAAAACAAGAGAUGACAUUGCCUUGGAGAAACGUCGAGAAACAGAACGUCAUAAAGUUCAAAUUCAACACCUGAAAGAAAAACUAAAUGAAUACAUGACAAUCAAAAGGGACCAGCUAAAACUAAGCACUGAAGGUGUUGAGAGACUCCAUGUUGUCUUGGGACAAAUGCUUCGUAGCCUUAAUGAACAGAAAGAAAAUGUGGCUGGUUAUAAAGAAGUAUUUGAGAGAGAAAAGGAAACUCUUAAUGCGCUCCUUUAUGAUACACAAAAACAAAGAGUACAACUGGACAAUCAAUGGAACCAACUGAUCAACAUGGAACAAUGGAACGCAAUUACU